AUGCCUUCGACGCGACGAAGCUCUCCUAUGGACGACACAUUCCGCGACUACGACGAGAUAACCGAAGCCCUCGAUAACCUCCUCGGGCACGAACAGCAUCAGAAUCAUGAACCUCAACUACCUAUGCAAGCCGGUCCAGGACCAUCAUCAAACGCCCGUCUUUCACAGCACGCUCGACGGGAGCUGCCGACGCCCAGCCCCGGACAUUCUCCUUACCGCUACUACCAGCAUGGGCAGCAGCUGGAGCCGAUUAUGACCGGGGAGACGCUGCAGAUUGAUGAGUACCAGUCGGUCCCGUCGGGAGACCCGUUCGACGAUACAUACGGCGCGGCGCCCCAUCGCGCGAGUGCUUACUCGAAUGGGGGAUCUGACUACACGCCGCCCUCGCCUCACUCAUAUGACCAAGCGCUGGAAGCGAUGAACACGCUCCCUGCGGGCAACGAUUACGGCGCGCAAGUGUUUGCAUCUGGCAACUACUCACGCAGUCCCUUCCGCCCACCCCGCUCCCGCUCGCCCACCCCCGCUGUCGACGACGAGGACUACAUGGUCGUAGGGAACAACAGCUUCCACUACGUCGCAAGCCCGGAGCGGCGUGUGCACGACCCGGAGAAGGCGGCGAUGUAUGUUGUGAACGGCGACUACGGCGUGCCGGGCGAUUACAUCCAGACCGCGCAGUAUAUUCAGAGGGAGAAGAGCCUUUCGUCGCACGCGAAUACGGAGCCGGAGACGCCUGUGGAGACGAAGCACUAUGGGCCUGCGCCAAGUGGGCGGGUAGUCCGCCGCCGCAAGUCGAGGAAGCGAGUGCAGCUCACGAAUGGAAAUUACGUGCUUUCAUCGGAUGUCCCGCCUGCGAUGGUGAUGCCGUUCAGCAGUAGAGGCGAGCCGGAAAUGACGAAGACGCGAUAUACUGCUGUCACCGGAGACCCGGACGAAUUUGAGAAGAGAGGAUUUUCUCUCCGACAGAACGAGAUGGGGCGCAAAACUGAGCUGUUCAUUGUUAUAACGAUGUACAAUGAAGACGAAGAACUCUUCUGUCGGACAAUGCACGGUGUGAUGCAGAAUAUCUCUCACCUAUGUACUCGUAAAAAUUCCCAAACCUGGGGUCCUGACGCAUGGAAAAAGGUCGUAGUCUGCAUAGUAUCCGACGGCCGUCGGAAGAUCAACCAGAACGUCCUUCAUUGCCUGACUCUCCUAGGCGUAUACCAAGACGUCGGGCAGAUGAAGAACUUGGUGAACGGGGAAGAAGUCACUGCGCACUUGUUCGAGUACACGACGUCCUUUGGGCUGGACUCCAACAUACAUUUUAGGUACCCCGAUAAGGGGAUUGUGCCGACGCAGAUAAUAUUCUGCUUGAAGGAGAAGAACCAGAAGAAGAUUAAUAGCCACCGCUGGUUCUUUAAUGCGUUCGCUCCGCUGCUGCAGCCCAAUGUCUGUGUCCUGCUAGAUGUCGGAACGCGACCUGGGAACAAGAGCAUAUAUCGCUUGUGGAAGACCUUCGAUCUGAACUCCAAUGUGGGAGGUGCUUGCGGCGAGAUAGCGGUGUAUAAAGGGAAGCACUGGUCCCUGCUCGCCAAUCCGCUAGUCGCUGCCCAGAACUUCGAAUAUAAGAUCAGCAACAUAUUGGAUAAGACGACAGAGUCCAUGUUUGGUUAUAUAAGUGUGCUGCCUGGCGCGUUCUCGGCGUAUCGGUAUAUCGCCCUCCAGAACGAUAAACGAGGCGUUGGUCCCCUAGCUUCGUAUUUCAAAGGCGAGGUUUUGCAUGGCCGAGACACGGAUAUCUUCACAUCCAAUAUGUAUCUUGCCGAAGAUCGCAUUCUCUGCUUUGAACUCGUCGCCAAAGCCAACUCGAACUGGGUGCUACGAUACGUCCAGGGAGCGAUCGGCGAGACCGAUGUCCCCGACGCCCUGCCCGAGUUCAUCCUGCAGCGGAGGAGAUGGCUGAACGGCUCGUUCUUCGCGGCGACCUACUCCAUCGCGCAUUUGGGGCAGAUCCUGCGCUCGGGGCACAGCGUCGGCAGGAAGGUGUCGCUCAUGCUGGAGAUGAUGUAUAAUGUGAUCAAUCUGACCUUCUCGUGGUUCGCGAUUGGGAACUUCUAUCUCUUCUUCGUUGUUUUGACGUCCUCUCUUGAGGAUCCGUCAUUUAACAUGCCCGGGAUUCAGAAUUUUAAUCUCAUAGUUCAGUUUAUGAUGGGGUCUAUCGUCAUUGCUUGCUUCCUGUUUGCCAUGGGUAAUAAACCUCAGACGUCAAAGAUGAAGUAUAAAUUAACUUCGAUCUUCUUGGCGAUUCUUAUGGUCUACUUGAUCUUCGCGUCCAUUCAGUGCGCCUUGAAAGCCGCACAACAAGGCGGCAGUGCCAAUAGCGUCAUGCUGUUCAGCGUUGUUAUUACAUUUGGCUUAUAUGCGGCUAGCAGUCUGCUUGCGUUCGACCCAUGGCAUGUGUUGACAAGCUCUGUGCAAUACUUCUUCAUGUCUCCGACGUAUAUAAAUAUUCUUAACGUUUAUGCAUUCUCAAACCUCGACGAUAUUUCUUGGGGGACAAAGCAGGACUCGGCAGACGAGAUUGAUCUCGGUGCUGUAGUGCAGAAUAAAGACAAACAAGUCGAGGUCGAGAUAGCGACGGCCCCGAACGAUAUUAGCCAGAUAUACGAAGAGGCGCUGUAUGCCCUGCGAAAUCGCUCGGAGCCUCCCCCGGCUUCCAAAGUUCCCUCUGGUCCCAGUGAUGCGGAGAGGGAGCAGGCGGCGAAGGACUAUUACGCGAGUGUGCGCACAAAUGUCCUACUGUCAUGGGUACUCUCGAACGGCUUGCUACUUGUCUGCAUACUUGGGGCUGGCUCCUCGCCGUCGAGUACGUUCGACCCUCAAGCAAACAUGAACAGAACUAAAUCCUACCUUAUCUUCGUACUGGCAUUCACUGCUAUCACGAACCUAAUACGUUUCGGAGGCUCUACAUUAUAUUUCCUGACAAGGUUUAUCACUGGAUGA
Molecule: messenger RNA, 2982 nt
Organism: Pleurotus ostreatus (oyster mushroom)
Lineage: Eukaryota; Fungi; Basidiomycota; Agaricomycetes; Agaricales; Pleurotaceae
Exons: 20
Coding region: 1-2982 (993 amino acids)
Cellular component (GO): cell periphery; cell septum
Molecular function (GO): chitin synthase activity
Source: RefSeq, a predicted model, not a curated record